GACUAUACCUCGGGAGAGCAACUUUGACAGUGCACUGAAUCUGGUCGUAGCAAUCAUGUUUCCAGGAACUUGCCUUUUUUAUCAAUAAAUGUUUAAUUAAUACAUUUCACUAUAUCAGGGUCCAUUCCUCCUUCAAUCCCUCGCUUUAUUUAUUAUUCAUUAAACACCCAAACCGGCCUUAUCUUCAAUCCAACAAAUUAAAUCUCCACCUCUUUCUUCUCAAUCCCCAGUUCUUGAUCGAUCUUAACAUGGAGGCUCUACUCCAAGAAUUCUAUGCCAACACGAAUGGUUUCAUGUUGAAUCGCCAUUCAGAGCCUGCAGCAAACCCGAAGUUAAAUGGGCAAAAAAGACGGGAUCUUGACAGUUUUCAGGAUUUUCCGGCCACCGGAGAAGAAGAAGAAGACUAUGGGGAUUACUCCGACGCGGUGUUGAAGUACAUAAACCAGAUGCUAAUGGAGGAGGAGGACUUGGAGAACCGGCCGUGUAUGCUCCAUGAUUGCAUUGCUCUCCAGGCCACCGAGAAAUACUUCUCCGAUGUCCUCCAUGGCCAUGGCCAUGGCGAUCUGACCAGCUCUAACGCUUCUUCUGAUCCCAACGACUAUGGCGGCUCUUCAGAUUCUCUGUUGAGUCCACCUGAGACCCAAUCUGGGUCGGUUUCGCCCGGAAGCGAUGGAGAUUUUCCGGCUACUAAUCUCGUUCUACCUGACAAUAACGCCAUGGAAGAUCGUUCACCGCCAAAGGGGAAGAGAAAUCACUACUCGAACAUGGAAGAUGAAUCUGCAGAGAAGCAGAGGAAUAAGCAGUUGGCAACUUACAACGACGACGAAACAGAGCCGCCAUUAGAGAAGCUCAACGAAGUUCUCCUCUGCAACUCGCAAGAACCCAGGAAGAAACCCGAGGGCGCGGCGGCUCCUCCUCCUCGCCGCCGCCGCAAGAAACGAGAACCGCAGAAGGAAGUGGUGGACCUGAGAGGCCUAUUAACUCAAUGCGCGCAGGCUAUGGCGAACUACGACGGCCGGGCGGUGACGGAGCUUCUGGCGAAGAUCAGACACCACUCUUCUCCGCGCGGCAACGGAAUGGAGAGGCUGGCGUUUUACCUCGCCAACGCGCUCGAGGCGCGGCUCAACGGCGCCGGCACGGCGAUCUUCACCCUCCAAUUCUCCGGCAACAUCUCGGCGGCGAACAUCCUCAAAGCUUACCAUAUGUACAUUAAAGCCAGCCCGUUCAAGAAAAUCUCAAAUAUUUACGCCAAUCAUUACAUCAUGAAAAUGGCGGCCGGAAAACACGCCCUGCACGUGAUUGAUUUCGGAGUUCUCUACGGUUUCCAAUGGCCGUGUAUGAUUCAAGGCCUCUCCAACCGCCCCGGCGGACCCCCCAAGCUCCGGAUCACCGGAAUCGAUCUCCCCCAGCCGGGGUUCAAGCCGGCAGAGAGAGUGGAGGCCACCGGAGCUAGGUUAAAGAAAUACUGCGAGCAAUUUAACGUCCCGUUUGAGUUCAAAGCCAUAGCUAAGAGAUGGGAAACCAUAAAACUCGAAGAUCUCGAGAUCGAGAGGGACGAAGUUCUCGCCGUGAACUGCCUGUUCCGUCUGGAGAACGUGCCGGACGAGACGGUGGUCCCCGACAGCCCGCGCGACAUCGUCCUAGGUUUAAUCAAACAAAUCCGCCCCGACAUCUUCAUCCACGGCGUCGGCAACGGCGCGUACAACUCCCCAUUCUUCACCACGCGGUUCCGGGAGGCCGUCUUCCACUUCUCCACCUUGUUCGACAUGUUCGAGGCCACCGUGCCGGCGGAGGACGAGGACCGGAGGCUGUUCGAGGAGACGGUGCUGGGGAGAAACGCGCUGAACGUGAUAGCUUGCGAGGGGACUGCGAGGGUGGAGCGGCCGGAGACGUACAAGCAGUGGCAGGGGAGAAACAAGAGGGCCGGAUUCCGGCAGGUGGCGCUAGAUCAAGAACUCGUGAAGAUCGUGAAGGAUAAGGCGAGAUCGGAUUACCAUAAGGAUUUCUCGGUGGACGGCGACGGGAAGUGGUUGUUGCAGGGGUGGAAAGGGCGUGUGGUUUAUGCUCUCUCUUGCUGGAAACCUGCCCUCGACUGAUUUUUCAUAUUUCAAGUAUAAUGUAAAUAUAAAUGUUACCAAUUUAGAUAAUUUAUCUAUAUUCUAAAUUGCCAUCAUUGAAAUAUAAUAAUGAGUUUUCUUAUGA
Molecule: messenger RNA, 2202 nt
Organism: Ipomoea nil (Japanese morning glory)
Lineage: Eukaryota; Viridiplantae; Streptophyta; Magnoliopsida; Solanales; Convolvulaceae
Product: scarecrow-like protein 11
Exons: 2
Coding region: 249-2096 (615 amino acids)
Biological process (GO): regulation of DNA-templated transcription
Cellular component (GO): nucleus
Molecular function (GO): DNA-binding transcription factor activity; sequence-specific DNA binding
Source: RefSeq, a predicted model, not a curated record